Molecule: messenger RNA, 522 nt
Organism: Nicotiana attenuata
Lineage: Eukaryota; Viridiplantae; Streptophyta; Magnoliopsida; Solanales; Solanaceae
Product: G-type lectin S-receptor-like serine/threonine-protein kinase At2g19130
Exons: 2
Coding region: 1-522 (173 amino acids)
Source: RefSeq, a predicted model, not a curated record
AUGAACCACUUCCUGUUUAUCGUCUAUGUUGCUGCAAAAUUUCGAAUUUCUGGGUCUGUUGUUUUUACUUCUGAGUCGGGUUUUAGAAGUAGCCGAUCCGGAUUUUUGCCGAGAAAUCUGUUCCGGCGAGCUCCAUUAAUUGUACUGGGAUUAUCUGUUCCGGCGAGCUCCAACUAUUACAUAGGCAUAUGGUACAAAAAAGUGAAUGAACAAACUCCUGUUUGGGUUGCAAACGGGGAAACACCAGUUUCUGAUAAAAAUUCUGCAGAGAUAAAAAUCUUAGAUGGUAAUUUGGUACUGGUUAAUGGGUCUAAUACUUCAAUUUGGUCCACAAAUAUCAGUUCCAACAAGUCCAAUUCUGUUGUAGCAGUUCCCUGGGAUGAUGGUAAUUUAAUCUUGAGAGAUAGGUCGAAUUCAACACCACCACUUUGGCAAAGUUUUGAUAACCCUGGCAAUACUUGGUUGCCUGGUUCUAAACUUUCUUACAAUAAAAUCACCCAAAGAAAGCAGCUUCUUACUUGA